AUGCUACUAUACCAUUCCUCUACCAGCGCCGCAGAACUCCGUCAUUGCAUUGAGGACCAAGAAGAGGUGGAAGCAUCGCUCGUGGACAAUUUUGGAAUGACUCCAUUCCAUAUCCUCUUUUCGUCUGUAGGAACAAGUCAAGGAGAGCUGCUCGACGUCCUUCUGGAUAAGUACUACUGUUCAUGCCACACCAUUCUAAACUUGGAAGAUGCCAAUGGCAAACGCCCGUUGGAUUAUUUGGUCGCCAACUGGACUGAAGCCACUAAAUAUUUGUAUGAACAAACACUACAAAGAUGGAUGGUUGAUCUAAUGGGUUGUUUGGGUGCUUUGUUCUGGAUGGAAGCCAUCUGA
Molecule: messenger RNA, 351 nt
Organism: Cylindrotheca closterium
Lineage: Eukaryota; Bacillariophyta; Bacillariophyceae; Bacillariales; Bacillariaceae
Source: the annotation of a GenBank genome assembly